This is a messenger RNA of Hyalella azteca, 2015 nucleotides long. Its product is annotated as cysteine desulfurase, mitochondrial. The record is from RefSeq and is a predicted model, not a curated record. Lineage: Eukaryota; Metazoa; Arthropoda; Malacostraca; Amphipoda; Hyalellidae. Gene Ontology annotation, cellular component: mitochondrion; cytosol; nucleus. Gene Ontology annotation, molecular function: cysteine desulfurase activity. Gene Ontology annotation, biological process: iron-sulfur cluster assembly. The transcript is spliced from 10 exons. Bases 62 to 1249 code for a protein of 395 amino acids.
AGAUUGAUCUUGCUUUAAACUUUAUUUUUGGAUCUGCAAAAUAAAUACCUAUUGGAUUAGGAUGUUGUACCAACAAGUCACCAGGUUGCUACUAUCUGCCACAGAUCGAUUGGUUUUGCUGGCACAUCGAUCCACUGUUGCUGCUGGUCCUCUUUCAAUUAAAUCUCGUGCAAUAUUCUCUUCCACAUCUUGGCUGCAAACUCAGUCUGUUGAUGCAUCCCAGUCAAAUACAAAUGAGAGCAAUUCAGAGGGGCCUGAACUACGGGCUUUGUAUUUGGAUGCUCAGGCCACAACAGCCUUGGACCCUCGAGUGCUGGACAAGAUGAUGCCCUACCUCACACACCAGUAUGGGAACCCACACUCCCGCACUCAUUCCUAUGGCUGGGAGACAGAAGCAGCUGUUGAGAACGCCAGACAGCAAGUAGCAGACUUGAUUGGUGCUGAUAAGAAAGAGAUCAUCUUCACUUCUGGAGCCACUGAGAGUAAUAAUAUUAGCAUCAAAGGAGUGGCCAGAUUCUACAAGGCAAAAAAGAGACAUGUAAUCACCACUCAGACGGAGCACAAGUGCGUGCUGGAUUCCUGCCGAGCCCUGGAGCAUGAAGGCUAUGAUGUGACCUAUCUACCGGUGCAGCCUACUGGGCUACUGGACAUCAAUGAUCUAGCCAAAGCUAUACGUCCUGACACCGCCUUAGUGUCUGUCAUGGCAGUCAAUAACGAGAUUGGCGUCAAGCAACCUAUAGAGGAAAUCGGGGCGCUGUGCCGCGCUAACAAAGUCUUCUUCCACACCGACGCCGCCCAGGCUGUGGGCAAAAUCCCUAUUGAUGUCAACAAAUUCAACAUUGAUCUCCUGUCGAUAAGCGGCCACAAGUUGUACGGACCCAAGGGCGUCGGCUGCCUCUACGUCAGGAGGCGGCCCCGCGUGAGGGUGGAGGCGCUGCUCAGUGGCGGAGGGCAGGAGCGUGGAGAGUCGCUGCUGAUGGCGCUGAAGGAUGUGGCCCUGAGCAGCGGCUCCGCCUGCACCAGCGCGUCCCUGGAGCCUUCCUAUGUCCUGAGGGCCAUCGGUGCUGAGGAGGACCUCGCCCACUCCUCCAUAAGGUUCGGUCUGGGGCGCUUCACGACGGAGGCCGAGGUCGACUACACCGUCGAGCGUAUCGUGCAACACGUGCACCGUCUACGUGAGAUGAGCCCGCUGUGGGAGAUGGUGCAAGAAGGCAUCGACCUGAAGACCAUCAAGUGGUCUCAGCACUGAACACGUCUCUGGUGCCACGUCUCAGCACUGAACACGUCUCUGGUGCCACGUCUCGGCACUGAACACGUCUCUGGUCCCAGGUCUCAGCUCUGAACACGUCUCUGGUCCCAGGUCUCAGCACUGAACACGUCUCUGGUCCCACGUCUCAGCACUAAGCCUCGUCAUAGUUCCAUAUGAUUUGUUCAGCCAAGUUGCGAUUUGUUUUUCUCGUCCAAACAAUGCGUUGCUUUUUAGGCUGAGCCCCGUAGAAGUUUUGUUCUACUAUGGUGGCGCCGGUGCUCACGCAUUCGGAAUGUUCAUUCUUAUUUAGUAAACCUUGCUCCGGAUAGUAAAAUAUGAGCCUGAAUUGUUACGUGACGUGUCACUGACAGUAAAUGAUGAACAACCACGAGUCUUGUAGAGACACCGUGAAUAAUCAGAUGUUCCUGCAUUUUCUCUCCUGUUGCUGCAGGAGCUUUAAAUGGAGAUGUUAAAUAAAGAAGGUGUGCCACUUUUUAGGAAUUAUGACCAAGCGUCUGUCGCAUGGCUUUGUUUUGUACUGAAGAGUGUAAUCGUUGCAUCAUAGGUUUUGUUGCAUGCGGGGCUGUACGCAUAUGCUCAUUUCUAUUGAUUAAAAACUGGCUUUUAUUUCUUGAGAUGUUCCCUGAUGUGUUGCCGUGUGCAGAGAGAACAUCUUUGCCUCUGCAUUAAUGAUGCGGGUCCCAAUUGGUUACGUGAGUUGAGUUUGGAUCAAAAAUCAACUUCAGUUCCUUAACACGUUGACUAC